AAAGAAAUGCUCUGGCAUCCUUCUUCUGGGUGGUAAGCGAUUUGAUGGAGGCAGUGGUGGCAAAGAUAUUCGACAGGAUGUGCGCAGGCACAUUAAGCAAAUCGAAGGGAACGCUCGAAAGGCCAUCGCGGAUGCCGAAGAGGAGGAGAUGGAGCGGGCGCGUGACCGGCAAAAACGGAGAGCAGCACUUUCUGGCGCUGGCGGAGUUAUUGUAGGUGACCGCGUCGCUACGCCAGUCAUUGAGCCGUUGAGCUACGUAUUGUCGGACGAAGACUCCAACUUUUUCCGCGACCUGCUUGAGUAUCAUCCUGACAAAUUUGAGAAGCUCGAAGACUUCAGUCGUAUCGUUUUUGCCGGUCACUCAGGCAAGCACGAGCAGGCUGACGACUCUGAAGGCAGUGGCGUAUUCUGUUUCCAAGUUGAACGAGAG
Molecule: messenger RNA, 430 nt
Organism: Amoebophrya sp. A25
Lineage: Eukaryota; Dinophyceae; Syndiniales; Amoebophryaceae
Source: the annotation of a GenBank genome assembly